AUGAAGUUGCUCAACACCAUCCUCAUGUGUCUGACCAUUGGUCUCGCACUACUCAUUGCUGCUGCUCCCACGGUCGGCGACGACCAUGUCAUGCCUUACGAUUACUCAAAUGUCACUGCCGCCGAAGACCCUAACGACUGGACGCCGACCUUCAGUCACCACGGCCUCGCCACUGUGGAGGUCUGGGUAGGUCGUCCGGCCAUCAAUGGUGGUGACCUCAAGGGCGCAGAAAUGAAUGCGGCAAUCUGGAAUCUACUCGGCCAUCUAUGUCCUAACACGCGUGGUUGGUGUAAUGAGAACUGGCCAGGCCGCUGCAUCAAUGUUCAAUACGUCUCCAGAUUCAACCCAUUUCCUGUUGAGCUAGGUUGGGCUAAGCUCUGUAUGAAAGUGCACGGCCAGUGGGAGAACGAAACCAUUCGUCAGCUUCUUAUCAACACUAUUUCUGCUACAUACAUGGGAUUUACCGAUGACUCUUACAACAGCCCCAACUGCUGGGAAUUUCCAGGUCGGCAAUUCUGCAACAUCCCAAAUGGGGUUCGUGUCAACCUCCCCCCUCUUAGCGGCGACAAGGAAACUCAUACAAACUGGAUGCACGUCGAACUAAAGGGUGGCGGUUAUGUCAAUCACGAGUUCCACUGUUGUGAGACGCGCGAUAAGGUCGACUCGCAGCUUGACAAGCUACAUGAUAGCAUGACUACCGUCUUUCAUGCAGACUAUGGUGAACACUCCAAUGCAAGUUCCGGGAGACUAAGUGCAUGGUUCGUGGUUGGAUGGACUGCGAAGGAUGUUGCAAGCGGUUUGACUGCAACAAGUGCAACCAUUGCGGGUCAGAGUGCAAACCUUUAUAAUAGGUGGUACUGGAUGCAUAUGAACCAAGCACCAUAG
This is a messenger RNA of Alternaria atra, 885 nucleotides long. RefSeq lists its product as uncharacterized. Bases 1 to 885 code for a protein of 294 amino acids. The transcript is spliced from 5 exons. The record is from RefSeq and is a predicted model, not a curated record. NCBI's taxonomy places the organism in Eukaryota, Fungi, Ascomycota, Dothideomycetes, Pleosporales, Pleosporaceae.